AUGGCUGAAAAGUACGACUUGACACAGACCCUCCUGCCAUACCUCGACAGGCAUCUGGGUCUUCCUCUCCUUUCACAUCUUGCUGGAUCCGGCAUCUUUUCCGAGGCCGACAUCUCCAAGGCCCAAUAUGAGCUCGCAAAGAACACUUCCAUGGUUGACUAUGCACUUCAGCUUCACAAGCAGGCCUACCCCAACCAGCCUGCCCCUGCCGAGAUCGAGAAGCAGCGAGAGACCGCCAUUGCACUGAAUGACAAGCUCGGAUCCGAAGUUGACCAUGUCCUCAACGUCAUUCAGGACCCCAGUGUUGUCUCUGCUCUCAAGCAGGACAAGACACAGAACUUGCAAUGGCUCGAGGAGAAGUACAACCUCACCAGCGAGCAGAUCAACGCUCUUUACCGAUACGGAUACUUCCAGUUCAACUGCGGUAACUACGACGAUGCUUCCUCGUACCUCUACCACUUCCGCGUCCUCUCCACCGACUCUGCACUUACCAUGAGCUCUCAUUGGGGUAAGCUCGCCAGCGACAUUCUUACCGGAGAGUGGGAGCAGGCCCUCGAAGAGCUCAAGCUCUUACGAGAACAGAUUGACUCUUCAGCCGCUCACGCUACUGCAUCCUACGCCCAGCCUUCCACUUCCAACGACACCGCACAGGCUGAUGACUUGACCCAGGAGGGUCUCUUGAAGAAGCGUGCAUGGUUGCUCCACUGGGCUCUCUUCAUCUUCUUCAACCACCCCCAGGGCCGCGAGCAGUUGGUCGAGAUGUUUCUUUCCCCCGUCUACCUUAACACAAUUCAGACCACCUGUUGGUGGUUGCUCCGAUACGUUGUUGCUGCACUCCUCCUCUCGCGACGAACAACGCGCAUUUACAUGGUUCAGCAGCCUGCUCCCGCUAUCCUGAUGGCCUCUGCGUCCGGUGUCAACGUCAGCAAGCUCAGUCCACAAGCCGCUAUCAAGGACAUUGUCAACAUCAUCGACUCAGAGUCCUACCGUCUUGCCGGUACCGACCCUAUCGUCGACUUCCUCUCCAAGUUGUUUGUCGACUUUGACUUUGAGGCAGCACAGGAGCAGCUCACCCUCGCUGAGCAGGUCGCAUCCAAGGACUUCUUCCUUGCCGAGUUCAAGGACGAGUUGGUCGAGGCCUGCCGUGUUGCCAUCUCGGAAGCAUACUGCCGCAUUCACUCCAAGGUUGACAUCGCUGACCUUGUCAAGCGCCUCAACCUUUCCAAGGAGGAUGGCGAGAAGUGGAUCGUCAACUUGGUGCGCGACACCCGUGCCGAUGCCAAGAUCGACUUCAAGGAGGGCAUGGUCUUCAUGAACCCCACUCAUCCUCCUAUCUACCAGACCAUCAUCGAAAAGACUCGAGGCUUCACCUUCCGAACUUCCGCCAUGGGAACCGCUAUCGACCGAAAAGCACACCCACCUUCGCUCAACAACACACACAACCUCAACGGCAACGACAAGCGUGGCGGUGCCGGCGGCCGUGGUGGUCGAGGUGGCCAGCGCAACCAGGGCGGUCGUGGAGACCGAUCGCACCACAACAACAAGGACGAGUCCAAGCGCGAUGGUGAGGCGGCACCUCCUGCUGAGUCUCAAGCACCAGCGCAGGCCGUCGCUGCCAACUAA
Ustilago hordei is the source of this 1623-nucleotide messenger RNA. RefSeq lists its product as uncharacterized. Gene Ontology annotation, cellular component: eukaryotic translation initiation factor 3 complex; cytoplasm; nucleus. The transcript has a single exon. The record is from RefSeq and is a predicted model, not a curated record. Gene Ontology annotation, molecular function: translation initiation factor activity. Gene Ontology annotation, biological process: translational initiation. The coding region runs from base 1 to 1623 and encodes 540 amino acids. NCBI's taxonomy places the organism in Eukaryota, Fungi, Basidiomycota, Ustilaginomycetes, Ustilaginales, Ustilaginaceae.